Molecule: messenger RNA, 2356 nt
Organism: Apodemus sylvaticus (European woodmouse)
Lineage: Eukaryota; Metazoa; Chordata; Mammalia; Rodentia; Muridae
Gene: Cntf
Product: ciliary neurotrophic factor
Exons: 3
Coding region: 1363-1965 (200 amino acids)
Biological process (GO): negative regulation of neuron apoptotic process; ciliary neurotrophic factor-mediated signaling pathway; astrocyte activation
Cellular component (GO): axon
Molecular function (GO): cytokine activity; ciliary neurotrophic factor receptor binding; growth factor activity
Source: RefSeq, a predicted model, not a curated record
AGGAAGACACCUACAGGAACAAUCUUAAACACAUUAUUGUUUCCUCUAGAGUGUUACAAACUUAACCAUCCCUCCCAUGUGAGGGGAGAGAAGGCAAGAAGACAGGCUUUCCUGCCCCAGAGUUUGCAGUUGAUUUUGGUACAUUGCAUUGACUUAAAAAUACUGUAAGAGUAAUUAUAAAUGGAUCUGCAACGAAGUUGCUCCACUUGAUACUGUUUAUCUAGUAUCUGUCCUACACUUACCCUUUGUUUUUCAGUUUAGAUUGUCUCCAUAAAUUAGUGGUUACUCAUCAGAUAGAGCCACCCACAGAAAAGCAAACUGCAUUGUAAACAUCUCAUUUUUCUGGGAUCGGGGGAAAAUAUGUUCCUUUCUGUAUUUAAUUCCCCUCCCCACAAAAGCAACUAGUUCUAAUACUUAGAAACUUACUGGCCUCUCAUUGGGGGUGGGGUGGAAAGGGGGCUGGGUGAUCUUAGUUGCCAUCUAUUGACAAUAAUAGCAGUUUGCAAUAAAUUUUUCAUGAACUUCAUAUUAUUCUUUUGAUAGCUAGUGCUAGCAUAGUAAAAGUCUGUAUGAGCAAACUAAGCCCCAUACCCAUUUUCCCCAUGCUACUCAUUUAAUUAUCCUAAGGAGUCCUUUUAAUCUUGAAAAUCAGUAUUUCAUACUGAUAUUUUAUUGUCCUUUAAGUAGUCAUACCUCCAUCUUCAAUUGGCAAUUCUAAAUUUUUAGAUAUAGUUGUGAUAAUUACUCAGUAUUUCUGGGAGUUAUGUGCCCUCCUUGCUUGGAUUGCUAGCAUAUUUUGCAUAAUUAGACCCUAACACAUUUUACAGGGUUUAGUCAGACACUGGCUGGGAGUCCUGGGAAUGAGCAAAGAAAACAUCAGCAUAGAGCACUUGGACCUCCCUUGCACCUGUUUGGAGGAAGAACGUGAACUAUACCACCAACCUAAGAGGUCUUACAGCCUUGCUGCAGGACUAGUUUCCUCUCCUUUCUUUCUAUCAAUUUUCCAGUAUACUCAAGAAAAUUGGAAAAUUAUAAUGGGGCAAUUAUAUUUCCUGAAACCUUUUGCCUGUUGAAAUGUGCAGGACCCUUUUCCUGUGAUGAGAGAUAGGUGGUUACUUGAUCUAGGUUUAAAAGUUAUGUAAAAGAAAAAAAUUAUAAUAAAAGGGAUACUUUGCUUUUAAAAUCUUGUUUCCUUUUAAUCUAGGUAAUCCUACUCAAAAUAAGUAUGUAAAGAAGAAAAAUAAAAGUUGUCUUCCUGGAAGCAACUGGUCUUCCUUGGUUGUACUGAGUUAGUCAUGCGAGGAUAAAACAGUUGAUGCUGCUAAACGAGGAAAACAGAUGCCCCUGGGGUUGAUUUAGGGGAUGGCUUUCGCAGAGCAAACACCUCUGACCCUUCACCGCCGGGACCUCUGUAGCCGCUCUAUCUGGCUAGCAAGGAAGAUUCGUUCAGACCUGACUGCUCUUAUGGAAUCUUAUGUAAAACAUCAGGGCCUGAAUAAAAAUAUCAACCUUGACUCAGUGGAUGGUGUACCAGUGGCAAGCACUGAUCGCUGGAGUGAGAUGACUGAGACAGAGCGACUCCAAGAGAACCUCCAGGCUUACCGUACCUUCCAAGGGAUGUUAACCAAGCUUUUAGAAGACCAGAGAGUGCAUUUCACCCCUACUGAAGAUGACUUCCAUCAGGCAAUACAAACUCUUACGCUCCAAGUUUCUGCCUUUGCCUACCAGCUAGAGGAGUUAAUGGUGCUUCUGGAACAGAAGAUCCCUGAAAACAAGCCUGAUGGGAUGCCUGUCACAGUUGGAGAUGGUGGCCUCUUUGAGAAGAAGCUAUGGGGCUUAAAGGUCCUUCAAGAGCUUUCACAGUGGACCGUGAGGUCUAUCCAUGACCUCCGUGUCAUUUCUUCUCAUCACAUGGGAAUCUCAGCACAAGAGAGCCAUUAUGGGGCCAAAGACAAGCAAAUGUAGCUAUUUGCUCUUCCCUUUUAGAUCUAAUGGAGUAUUGAUAGUUCCCUAGGGCCUAGCUUUCUCAGCACCAAUUUUGGAAAACCUUAGACCACAGACAUUUCAUCAAGUAGGAUUGACCCACAUAUGAACAGAUAUACAUGGUUAUUUUGGCUAUGCAUAUGUGUGCACAUGAUUUUGUUUGCAUUGGUAGUAUAAUAAAGUAUAAUAAGGGCACUAUCCUUCCACCUUAGUGCUUUACCUUCCUGAUACUAAGUAGCCUUUCCAGGUGUUUUAACAGUCUUGCAGGCAGAAGAGAAAUUGUAACUAGUUUUGGUUGACUUCUGAAAAGACUGAAUAAAGACUAUCUUCAUUCAAACUACCCUAAUAAAAAGAACAUUGCUGUGCAGAGGCA